CUCUUUCUCUAUCUCUCCCUCCCACAAUUCCUCCUCCACUCACACGGACACGCUGCCUCCCUCCACCUCUCCCGUUCGUCCGUUCGUCCGUUCCCUCCCUCUCUGUCUCUCUCCCUCUCUGUCUCUCUCUCCCUCUCUCUCUCCCUCUCUCUGUGCCCAAGGGAAGGAAUUAUCUCUCAAAGUUUGUGAGUGUGUGAAGUACGUGUGAAAAUCGAAAAAUAAGAAAAGAAAAAGAAAAAAUGUAGGAAAAGGAAAAUAUCGAACUGAGAUAAGAAAAUAAAAAAAGAAUGGAUGAAAAAGAGAGACAGAUAAGGAAAGAUAAAGGAGCGAGAGAAGAAAUCAACUAAAAUCAAAAACAACAACAAGAAUAGAACUACUACUACAACUACUACUACUACUACUACUACUACUACUACUACUACUACUACUACUACUACUACUACUACUACUACUACUUUUUCGUCGAUAAAGAAGCCUCCCCGCCGGCGCCAUGGUGUGUGGGUCGCCGCCGGGCCGCCUGAGGUCUCUGCUGGUGACUCGGAGGGGCGGCUUUCUGGAGGACCCCUUCUUCCGGGACGCCUGGGGCAACUACAACAGCGCCGUCAGGAGGAUUGUGGACAGGUUCAACCACGGUAGUGUGUUCGCGCCCCGGGACAGGCUGCGUGACGACCACUACCACUCCAUGUACCGAACGCUGAGGAACGCUAGACUCAACUACUCCGCCCACGCCGCGCGCUUCAAGGACGAGGGCGAUGUGUACAAGCUGGUGAUGGACGUUCGUGAGUUCGUGGGAGGCGACAUCACCGUAAGAACCGCCGGAGGAACGCUAUCGGUAAGAGGGAGACUCGAGAUAGAGGACGAGGAGCCAGGGGGAGCAGAAGGAGGAGGAGGGAGAAGAGGAGGAGGAGGAGGAGAUGAAGAUGCAGCCUCCAUCUCCUCCCGCUCGUCCUCCCGCACCCUGCAUCGUCGGUUUAAUCUCCCGCCGGAUGCUGACGGGGAGAAGGUGUCAUCUGUGCUGUCCCGUGAUGCUGUGCUGACUGUCACUGUGCCGAAGAGGACUGACGUUCGUGUGAUUCCAGUUCGCGUGGAAGGACAGAUGGAGGAAGAGGGAAGUGGAGGAGGAGGAGGAGGAGGAGGAAGGAUAGGCACCAAACGACCCUCCCUGUCCCAACCUGACCCCGGCCCCUCCCCCAGCAAGAGAUCCCAAGAUGACCCAUUCGCGAGAGACCGCAACGGCGUCAACCAGGGCAGACAAGAGACCCGCGGGGCUCCUAUGGUCAACGGGGCGGGUCACUCUUGGGGGCUUGACCGCGGGAGAGACCGGGACCAGCCCUCCAACAGACGAAGUGGGCUUUUGAACGACUCCGAUACCGCUGGAGGAAGCCGAAGGAGGAGGAACCUGGAGGAGGAGGAGGAGCAGCAUAGGUCACGCCGUAGGACAUCGAAGUACGAGGAGGCGAAGGAAAUCAACAUCCCUAUUGUACUGGAAGACCCGGAGGACGGCAGCGCGGGGGAGGAGGUGCAGGAGGUGUCGAGGCCAGCGUUUUUGAGGCCUCGUGACGUCAGCGAAGGCGUGGGCAGCGGCAACGGCGCGGGGCGUGGGGGUGGACUGACGAGCGGGCUGACUUCCUCCAACAGGCCACAUAGCACGGACCUCGGCGCCCUCUACCGCCGCCCCGCGCAGCCCGACAAGCCCGCUGCCAGUGUGAACGGCGCCGUGGACGUAUCGGUGAACGGAAAGGAGAACGUGAAGCCCUUGGAGGACAAGGAAUGGACGUACUCCGGCCUCUACAAGCGCGACGCGACGGAGGGCGGCAAGGAAGCGAAGACGCGACUCGGCGACGCUUCCAAACUCACUGGCAAAGAAAACGAGGCACCGAGGAGGACUAACUUAACCAAACCCUCGGAGCGCCCCAAGUCCGGCCCUGAGGUACGCCUGGACCCUCCCACACGCCCACAGACCUCCGCUACUGAAGGGGGAGCUCUUAACGACACGCAUGCACCCCCCUGGAAGCCCCGCCGCCCCCCCGCCUCUGCCAACACCCCCACGGCCGCCACCUCGCCCACCACCCCUGAAUCCUUUCAUAACAAACCUGACUCGGGCUUGUACAGACCUAAGCUUCCUUUCCUCAACCCAGUGCGCGUGGAGGUAACGGGGGCGGAGGAGGAGGAAGGGGAGGAAGCGAAGAAACAGAGCAACCUCAACGAAGAAGAGAGGAAGACGGUGAAGAAGGAGGAGACGGAGGAGAAUAAGAUGAAGAUGAAGACCAACAACAAGAGCAGCGGUGGGAGUUACGACAGAAGUAGCCUCAAACUGGACAACUUCCUGCCAGUCCCGAAGAAGGAGGAGAGUCGCUGCAAAUCUCCGUUGGGCGGCCGCGAGGUGAAGGUGGAGAAGAAGCAGUCAGACAUGGAGGGCGACAUGUUCAAGGACUGUUGGCAGAACUUCAGUAGCACCCUUCAGGAGGUUCUUUCGCGGCUCCAGGAACUGUCUGCGGAACUGGGACAAGGAAAGGGAGGACGCAGCGCUAGCAACCCUUCCACUGCUAGCUCCUCCGCCGCCACCACCUGCCCCCCCACGCCUGUAGACGCCCCCACCCCCCCAAUCAAGGUGCCCCCGCCUGUCCGCCCCACCGCGGGGGGCAGCACGCCUCGCCCCGGGCCGCCCCCUGAAGGGCGCGUGCCCCCCGCGGCCCCCACGCCCUUGUGUGAGCGGCGUGGGCGGGGCGUGGAGAGCCUGCAGCUGGACGGCCUCGCGCGGCACCCCGCCACCACCUUCACCACCCGGGGGCCUGGUGGCUGCGGCAGCGGCAGUGGCAGCAGCAGCAGUGGCAGCGGUGUUAGUGGCAGUGGUAGUGGCAGCAGUGGUGUGAAUGGCAGUGGUAGUGGCAGCAGUGGUGUGAAUGGCAGUGGUAGUGGCAGCAGUGGUGUGAAUGGCAGUGGUAGUCGGGAAGUGAGUGGCAGCGAGACCAGUGUCAGCGAGGAGGCUGAGUGCAGCAGCAGCAGCAGCGAGGCCGAGCACCCCCACCACCGCACCGCCGCCCGCCCCUCCACCACCACCAGCCAUGGCGCGCCCCACCACCGCCAGCAGCAGCAACGGGGCAGCGGGGUGCCAACAGACCCUGACCUCGCGGGGCGCGGACGCCCCCAGUGCCCCGCUCCGGCCACGCCCACCUAUGACCCCGAGGUGGACAGGAUCAUCAGCAGGGCGGAGCGGGCACUGGCGGAGAGCAGGAGGCUGUCUGCCCCGUCCCCGCCCCCCGCCCCCUUCCCUGCCCCAGCACCAACCCCACCCGUGAACGACCUGGGGCACGAGCGUCGGCCCCGCCCCACCGGGCAGGCCCCACGGGGCGGCCCCUCCCCGCCAUAUACCCUCGCCCCGAACAUUGCAACGCGGGCAUCACCAGACACCAACUGUGUGGAGGAGGAGGAGGAAGAAGAAGAAGAAGAGGAGGAGGAGGAGGAGGAGGAGGAGGAGGAAGAGGAGGUGGAGGAGGAGGAAGAAGAGGAAGAGGAAGAGGAGGAAGAGGAGGAGGAAGAAGAGGAAGAAGAGGAGGAAGUAAAGCAGAGAGUGGAGCAGAAGCAAGAGCAAAAGAAGGAUGAAAAAGAGAAGGCCAAGGUGGUAGAGAAAGUAGAAUCAGAAGAGGAAGGUGAAGAGGAAGAAGAAGACGAGGAGGAGGAGGAGGAGGAGGAGGAGGAAGAGGAGGAGGAGGAGGAGGAAGAAGAGGAGGAGGAGGAAUGUGAGGAGGCGGCAGGCGGCGGGGUGGUGGAGGGCCGCCUCACCAUUCACCUCCCCGCCUCGUCCCGCCCCCACGCACCCCGCCACUCGCCCCCGUCAGCACCCACGCCCGCCGCCGCCACGGCCGCCGCCGCCGCCCCGUCCACCGCCCGCCGCGCCUCUCUCCUCGCCGAGACCGCGGCCCUGAGUGGUGACGUCACGGGCAGGGCAGCGGCAGCCCGGGGUCCAGAAAUACCGGGUCGGGGGGCGGCCGCGGGGGCGGGGGAGGAGGGGUGGCCACGCCGCCCUGCACACCGCGGCCCAACGGAGCCAGCGCCGCGCCGCCCCGCCAGCAUCGAGAGGAUGGGCGGACUGUUCUCGCGCGUCUACGCCCCUGCCACGCCGCCCACGUCGCAGCCGCCGCCCACGCCGCCCUGGGCCAGGAACCGUGAGCCGCCGCCCGAGCCGCCGCCGCCGCCGUACGUGCGGCAGAGCAGCGAGUCGGCGCGGCGGACCAGCGGCUUCAGCGGCGUGCAGUGUGACAGUGUGAGGCGCAUGCGUGAGGCGUGGCGCGCCCGCGGGGAGCCCGCGACCCCCACGGGGUCCGCUGCUCCCCGAGGGCCCGGCAGGCCCCGCGUGCCGCCCAGCCCCCCGCCUUCCCCUGGGGCACGCCGCUCCUCGCUGACCCGCGACUCCCCGCGCGCCAGCACCUACGCCUCGCCCACCCUCAGCAGCGUCGCGCGGUCAGCCUCCCCGCGCCGCGGCAGCACGGACGGCGCGGCGCCCCCCGGCUCCCCCCGUGCUCACGCACCCUCGCCUGCCAGGGCGCCCUCGCCUGCCUUCGCCCGGGCAUCCUCGCCUGCCUUCGCCAAGGCGCCCUCACCUGCCUUCGCCCGGGCAUCCUCACCUGCAUUCGCUCGCUCAAGCUCCCCCGCCCGUGCCCGCGCGGCCUCCCCUGCACACGUCUACCAAAACUCCAAUGUGCACACCCGCACGCCCUCGCCCAUGCGCACCCGGGCGUCGCCAGGCACCACGCCCGCCCGCACGGCCUCGCCCUCACACGCCAGACAAAACUCCAACAGCUACGCCCGCACCGCCUCGCCCGCCCGCGACGCCGCCAGGCCCCGCCGACCCUCCACGGACAGCGGCAGCUCCCGGAGUCGAGGGGGCGCGGGCGGGCGCACGUCGCCGCCACCGUCCUCGAGGAACGCCACCCGACGCAGCCCCCCGCCCCCCCCACGCACUACCACCCGCCGCAGCCCACCACCCUCCCCCAGGGGUGCGACUCGACGCAGCCCCCCACCGUCCACUCGAGGCACUUCCCGCCGCAGCCCGCCUCGCCGCAGCCCACCACCCUCUCCCAGGGGCGCCACUCGACGCAGCCCCCCGCCCUCUCCAAGGGGAGCCAACCGACGGAGUCCUCCUCGCCGCAGCCCGCCGCCCUCUCCCAGGGGCGCCACCCGCCGCAGCCCGCCCCCCGGAGCCUCGCCGUUCCACCAGAAGGUGUUCCGCCGCCUGAGGGACGCCAGCCUGAGGCCAGACAGCGAGACGCUCUGCUUCACCGAGGAGGCCGAGCGUUACACGCUGGUAAUGGACGUGGAGGAGUACGUAACAGGCGAGAUCGAAGUGCUGCAGGACGAUAAGAGAUUGACGGUCAAGGGGCGGGUGGAAGGCAGCGACAAGCAGGGCCACAACUGUCGGAGCUUCGAGAGACACUUCCACAUCCCGCGCAACUCCCGCGAAGAAGACAUCGACUCGGCGCUGUCCAAGGAGGGGAUUCUGACGGUGUUUGUGCCGAAGAAGAGGGAACGAGUUAUCAAGAUAGAGUUGACGGACUAGCAGCCAGGACGAGGAAAAAGGAAGUAAACAAAGAAAGAAGAAGCGAGAAGAGAGAAACGAAGGGAAAACAAAAACAAACAAGCAGAGACGAAGAAGAGAAAAAGAGAACAAGAAAGAAAACGAUGAAUGGAAGAAGAUCAACAAGGAAAGAAGAAAGCAAACAAGGAAACGAUACAUAAAAAUAAA
Messenger RNA from Eriocheir sinensis (Chinese mitten crab), 5743 nucleotides. Its product is annotated as serine/arginine repetitive matrix protein 2-like. Bases 491 to 5557 code for a protein of 1688 amino acids. NCBI's taxonomy places the organism in Eukaryota, Metazoa, Arthropoda, Malacostraca, Decapoda, Varunidae. The transcript is spliced from 9 exons. The record is from RefSeq and is a predicted model, not a curated record.